Mucor mucedo is the source of this 978-nucleotide messenger RNA. RefSeq lists its product as uncharacterized. The transcript has a single exon. The record is from RefSeq and is a predicted model, not a curated record. Bases 1 to 978 code for a protein of 325 amino acids. NCBI's taxonomy places the organism in Eukaryota, Fungi, Mucoromycota, Mucoromycetes, Mucorales, Mucoraceae.
AUGCUUGCUACAGUCGAUUCUUACAAUAUAAAAAUCAACGCUAUCCUAGAAUAUAUUAUUCAACUCAUACACACAAUAUCAAAGCAAUCACAAAAAUUUUUCAAGCUAUGGAAAAGGGCAUUUGUAAACAAUAAAGAAAGCCCGAUUACUAAAUGCUUUCAGCAAGAUAUCGACUUGUAUCAGGCCAUUUCUCGUUUCUCUGCUGAAACUUCCGAACUAUGUAAAAAUCUUAGCAAGCCUGUUGCUAGGGUGUUAAGUCUUCUUAAUCAAGUAAAAUACAGCAACGCAGUAAACUUUGAGUUUACUUUCAAAAUUUAUCGGGAACUGGGAUCUCUUGCAAGCACUAUCGCUAUCUUUAUUGAAAAAGGUGGUCGUGUUAAAUCCACAACGUAUAUGUGCCAACGUAAUCUGAAUCAAGACCUGCAGUACCUUUCUUUGUAUGAUAACUAUAAGAGAAUGUUGAAGUUAACGGUUUUUGUAUAUGUUAUAUCACAUAUUGGCUUAUAUUCCAAAUUAAACGGUUGUUUGAUUCUUGUUGAAGGCGGUUCUCUUCUUGUCACAGUUGCCUUUAUGAAUGUUUACUGUUUGAAUUUAAAAUAUAUAGUUACGAAUAGUAAAGAGUUCAUGGAAGGGACUUUAACAGACAUGAAACACGAAUUAGAUGGGCUGACAAAAAAAUCUCAGGAAUUGAAAUGCUUCUUCAAUGAUAUCGCUAUUACAAGUGUUUCUAAGGAUGCCUUAAUUAGAUCCAUCGAUCUAGAUGCGUUUGUCAGAAAAUCACAGAAGGAUAUAACCCCGGUCAACGACAUGAUAAAACGCACAAGAAAGCUGCAAGAUAGUUUACAUCGUAUGCAAAAAGAAUCUAUAUAUAAUUACGAAGCUACAGAGGAAUUUGUUGAUAACGGGUUUAAAAAUAGAUGGAUGGUGUUUUACAUUCAAAGCAAAACGUUGGAUCGCUUUUUUUCAUUUUUUAUAUAA